GAUUCGAUGGCGUACGCGACGCCCCGACCUCGAUUCCUCCCCCCUUCCCAUCUUUCCUCUCUCUCUUAAUCCCACCCUCCCUUCCGUUUUAUCCCUAUCUCGUAGUUUCUUGCCUUCUUGCCCGAGUUUAUUCCUCCCUUUCCUCCGGCUCUAAGAUCCCCUUAUUCCCCUUUAUUCCACUCCCCCUUCCGGUCCGUUCGAAGCGAUAUCCCAUUAUAUUUCAGCGCCUCGGUCGUCCCAGGCUUUUCUUGUUCUCGUGCUGUUGUUCUCCAUGGAUUUGGCGGAGCGGGCACGGAGGUGCCAUGAGUACGUGGAGGCGCUCGAGGAGGAGCGCCGGAAGAUCCAGGUGUUCCCGCGCGAGCUCCCCCUCUGUCUCCAACUCGUCACCGAAGCGAUUGAGAGCAUUAGGGUGCAGAUGGGGAGCAGCGAGGAGACGGUGACGGACGGGCCCGUGCUGGAGGAGUUCAUCCCCUUGAAGCCGACCUCCUCUUCGAUCGAAGAGGAGAAAGGCGGCUCCAUGGAGAUGGAUCAAGAGAGAUCGGAUACGAAGCCGGAUUGGCUCCGAUCCGUCCAGCUCUGGAGCCAAGACCCAGACCACUCGCUCCCUAAAGCGGAGCCUCCGAAGAAGCCGAUCGCGGUGAAUGCGAAGAAGAUCGGCGGAGCCUUCCGCCCAUUUGACAGAGAAAAGCACGUCCCGGCGCCGGUGCCGUCCGCGGCGGCGCCCGCGAGCUCUACUACGGUUGGCGGAGGAAGCAGCGGCGAGAAAGAGAAGGAUAAGGAAGGCCAGUCCCAGCCUCACAGGAAGGCGAGGCGGUGCUGGUCGCCGGAUCUCCAUCGCCAGUUCAUCCACGCCCUCCAGCAGCUCGGAGGCUCCCAUGCCGCGACGCCGAAGCAGAUCCGGGAGCUGAUGAAGGUGGACGAUCUCACCAACGACGAGGUCAAGAGUCAUUUACAGGGUGCCAACAGAGCAUCCCAUGCAUCGGGACUUAUUCAGACUUUAGGGAGACCCUUCCUGUCGCUAGAAAUACAGGCUGCACAGUAGACGGCCAAGCCCCGCAGUCCAGAGCAGCGGCACCAGCAGCCCCCCGACUCCCCAGUAUGUAGUGGUUGGCGAAAUAUGGGUCCGGCCGCCGGAUUAUGCAGCAGCUGCGGUUGCAACAGCAGCACAACCAGCCAAUGGAGCUGGUGGAAUCUAUGCUCCUGUUGCAUCGCUGCCAUCGGAUUUGAGACAUCAACAGCAGCAGGUUAAGCAGCAGUCACAUAGGUCUCCCACCGGGCCACUACAUUCACAAGGUAGAUGCAGUGGAGAUGACGGUGCUGCCAACUCUGCUUCCCCUACUACCUCGUCAUCUUCUCAGACCACAACAGCUUCACCUCCCUUUUGACCCUUCGGAGAGCAGCCAGAUAGCAUUUUUGGAGUUUGCUUUUUUGUGUUUUCUGUGAUGAAAGUAAAUAAAUAGAAGCAUAUAUGUAUGAAAGUUUAUUUUGUUGUUUCUCUAAUGACCUGUAUGUGAAACAGCGACUGGAAGUUAAAACAUCAUCAGUAGAGGUUGCUACCUUGCUGCUGGUGUAUUUUGCUCCUCUUCUUAGCUCUAUCCUCAGUUAUCGUUUGAUUCCCAAGGUUUUAUAUAUAUCUACUGCUAAUUAAUUUCUCCA
This is a messenger RNA of Phoenix dactylifera (date palm), 1656 nucleotides long. The record is from RefSeq and is a predicted model, not a curated record. Lineage: Eukaryota; Viridiplantae; Streptophyta; Magnoliopsida; Arecales; Arecaceae.